Messenger RNA from Phragmites australis (common reed), 871 nucleotides. RefSeq names its product protein PELPK1-like. The record is from RefSeq and is a predicted model, not a curated record. The transcript has 2 exons. The coding region runs from base 1 to 642 and encodes 213 amino acids. NCBI's taxonomy places the organism in Eukaryota, Viridiplantae, Streptophyta, Magnoliopsida, Poales, Poaceae.
AUGGCUUCGAGAACCGCCAUGUCCUCCCCCGUGCUCCUCCUCGCGCUGCUGCUCUCGUGCAUCUUCAUGAGCAGCGCAGCGCGGAGGCUGGAGGAGGCGGCGCCCAAGGAGGAGUUCCCGCCGCACCUGAUUGUGCCGGAGUUGCCAGUGCCAGAGCACGAGUUGCCGCCGAAGCCAGAGCUACCUCCGUUCCUGGAGGAGCACCUGCCAGAGAAGACAAUACCACGCCACUGCCUUCCGAUCCUUGCCAUCCCACGAACCAAACUCCUGCUCUCGAUCCGAAGACAUCCAACGAAAGAAUCACGCACGCACGCACGCACCAUCUCCGACAUGGUUUCCAAGAGCGCCAAGACCCUCGUCCUCCUUGCGGCGCUGCUGCUCGCGUGCGCCGGCACGAGCAGCGCGUCCAGAAACCUCGAGGAGGCGGCGCCCGAGGGGGACGAGCACCCGGCCGUGCCGGAGCUGCCUGUGCCAGAGCACGAGCUGCCGCCGUUGCCCAAGGUCGAGCUGCCGCCGAAGCCGGAGCUGCCACCGUUCCCGGAAGUGCACCUGCCGCCGUUCCCGAAGGUCGAGCUGCCACCGAAGCCCGAGAUGCCCGGCGUCCCCGAGUUCUACUUUCCGGAGCCCGAGGUCAAGCCAUGAUCUGGAUUACAUCCACAUGAUCCAACUGUGUGCUGCCCUGCCGUGUUAGGCUGGGCAUGUGGAUAGUUUUCACUUUUCAGAGCGUGCUGCCGAUCGAAUUCGGUGUUCUUGUGCUGUGUCAUGUGUGAAUGGUGUCGUCGUGACUCGUGAGUACUGCUGAGUAAUGUCGUGAUGGCUAUAUACGCAGGCGUAUGUAUGUACACAUGAAUACACGAUGCGUACUGCUCUU